AUGGCCUCUGCGAUGCAAGAGAUUCACAGGGAAAUCUCCAAGACAUCCAUCCACUCGGAUGGCAUCGUCAAGGUCUCUGAUACAGCCGAUCAGGAUCAGCACGUUCUCGCAAAGAAGUCUGACCAAAGCAAGAGUUCUGCCGAUCCCGACGAUAAUGCACACAUUCGCCCACCAAUCGAAUACACCUCAUUUGGCGCCUUUUUGAGUUCGGUCGGGAGGCGCUUCAAGAGUCUGUGGACCCGCCGAUUCAUUCUUUCCAUUCUGGCGGGACAGCUCCUCUCUUUUUGCAUCACCUCGACGAGCGUGAUCACGACGAAAUUAACCAUGAGAGGGUUUAAUCUUCCCACAACCCAAACCUGGUUCUUAUACGCCGCUCUUUGUCUUAUUUACACUCCUUACACCAUCUAUAAAUACUUCAUUCUCGCUGCUGCGGACGUCGAGGGCAACUUCUUGGUGGUCAAAGCGUAUCAAAACACCAAUUUGCUCUCAGCCAUGCUCCUAGACACCUGGGCGAUCCCAGUUUGCAUGUUCUUCACAUGGGUGUACUUCCGUACAAAGUUUCACUGGUCGCAGUACCUUGGAGUCUUUGUUUGCUGCGUCGGCAUGGGUCUACUCGUUGUCUCCGACCAGACGCACAACUCUGCCAAUGGUCCUGGCAAAUCCCUCGUCAAGGGAGAUAUGUUCAUGUUGGCUGGCGCAACCCUAUACGGAUUUACCAAUGCCACGGAAGAAUUCUUUGUGCGCAACGCGCCACUGUAUCAAGUAGUUGGGCAAUUGGGCAUGUGGGGAAUGAUCAUCAACGGUAUACAAGCGUCUGCCCUGGAGCAUGCAGGAUGGAAGAAAGUCACAUGGGAUAGGCACGUCAUUGGAUUUAUCCUAGUCUAUACCGUGUCUAUGUUCAUUCUAUACACCGUCGCACCCAUCCUUUACCGCCUUGCCUCUUCUACGUACUUUAACCUCAGCAUUCUUUCCAGCGACUUUUAUGGUCUCAUCUUUGGAAUCUUCCUCUUCAAAAUGAAGCCCUACUGGCUUUACUUCUUCGCAUUCGUCGUAGUUCUCGCGGGACUAAUCACCUAUUUUUGGCACACUCCACCGGAAGCCGGCAAGAUCAAUGCAGUUCCUCCGACCUAUGUCCAAAGCGGACGCGUACACAUCACUGCCGGAGCUGACGUAGAGGCGGGAAUCAAGAACGAAGAGUGA
Messenger RNA from Serendipita indica DSM 11827, 1200 nucleotides. The record is from the annotation of a GenBank genome assembly. Lineage: Eukaryota; Fungi; Basidiomycota; Agaricomycetes; Sebacinales; Serendipitaceae.